Cyanistes caeruleus (blue tit) is the source of this 2838-nucleotide messenger RNA. Lineage: Eukaryota; Metazoa; Chordata; Aves; Passeriformes; Paridae. The record is from RefSeq and is a predicted model, not a curated record.
UUCUCUAACAGCAAAAAUUCAAGGCAUGAAAAAUGCUGUUCCCAAGAAUGAUAAGAAGAGACGAAAACAGCUGGCAGAUGAAGUUGCCAAACUAGAGGCAGAACUUGAACAGAAGCACAAGGAGGAAUUAAAGCAGCUGAAGGAAGCUUCACUUGAACAGAAUAAGACAGAUUCCAUAGCUGAUGGGGUUGCAAAUAUAGAGCUUGAAGGAGUAGAGCAGCAGAUUCAGCAUCAUCGAAUAUCAAAAGCACAGAAGAGGCGGGAGAAAAAAGCUGCUUUGGAGAAAGAAAGAGAAGAAAGAAUAGCUGAAGCUGAGAUACAAAAUUUAACAGGUGCUAGACAUCUUGAAAGUCAGAAACUUGCCUCCCUAUUGGCAGCAAGACACUUAGAAAUUAAGCAAAUCCCUUCAGAUGGCCAUUGCAUGUACAGAGCUAUUGAAGAUCAGCUUAAGGAUCACCAAAAUUCCUGGACUGUUGCAACUCUGAGGAACCAAACAGCAAAGUAUAUGCAAAGUCACUUUGAUGACUUCCUGCCUUUUCUUACAAACCCUAAUACUGGAGAUAUGUAUAGCAAAGAGGAAUUUGAGAAAUACUGUGAUGAUAUAGCAAAUACAGCUGCAUGGGGUGGUCAGCUGGAACUAAGGGCUUUGUCACAUAUUUUGCAAACACCUAUUGAAGUAGUGCAAAUGGAUUCUCCUCCCAUUAUUGUUGGUGAAGAAUAUUCAGGCAAACCAAUAACACUUGUGUAUAUGAGGCAUGCCUAUGGAUUAGGAGAGCAUUACAAUUCUGUGAAAGUUCUAACAGACAUUGCUACAGAAAACAGCAGCUAGCAUAUGAAAGUUGUACAUGGAUAACAGUUGACAUGGAUAACAGUUGCAUCAUGAUGUGUUGGGCUCCAGGUAGUUCCCAGUAAGAAUGGAAAGUAAAUGGAAUGGAUUAUAAAUUAAAAAAAAAAAUAAAAAAAAGAGACCUUCAAGGCUUGCCUAUAAAUCAGAGAGGUCUAGAUUUGAAACAAAAUCAAACCAAAACAACACAACAGUAUUUUGAAUUUGUUGGUAUUAAUUAUGUUUAGAAGAUCUUCUGUAAAAUGGUGGCUGUGUAGAUCAGGUUUUUUUCAAUAAAGCUUCCUCCCAAUUCUACAGGGAAAAUAGCAAAUAAUAAAAAUCUGUUUUGGUUAAUCUCCAUUUCUGAUGAAGAUUUAAUGUUACCUGAAGGUCCCUGUUCCAUUAUUUCUGUCAAAUUUUCACGAUAAUGGAAGAGUUCAGGCAUUUGAAAUAACUGAUUGUAUUUUGGUUAUGGAAUAUCCUCUGCAGUGUUUCUGUAGUCCUGUCAGGAUCUAAUAUCAACAGUAUAGUAUUGAUUCCCUUCUUUAUUUAGGCAGAGAAGAUCUGGAGAUAAAUCCAGCAGCAGAAUAUCUUGCUUAGCUGAAGGAAUUGCACAGUCUUUUUAGAGACUUUCAUAUAAGAUUUUUACCAAGGUUUGAUGUAGGGUUGUUUUUUCUUUUGCAGCUGAGGGUAGAAAUUCAACUUUUGUGCACAUUGUUAUUUAUGAUUGUACAUUAUGCUGUCAGUGCAAGCUAACUGCACUGUUCAUUCUCCAUAGUCUUUCAGCUGUGCAUUUUGGUGAAUCAGAAAUCUUACAGAGCUCACUUCAGGUAGUGGAACUCAUCUGAACUCAUAAUUUCUGGAUCUGCUGAUCUAAGCACUUUGUCAUCUAAAGUGUGAUGUUUUAUAAUACUUGAAACAGCUGGUUGCACACAGCUGUAGAAAUAACCACCUUGGGUUUUGUCAGUAACUAAAGAUGAUCUGAAAAAAAAUUGCAUUUAUUUUAAUUGCUUCUUAUGGUGCACAGAGACUUGAGAGGUUUUAAUAUGGCUUGACUUUAUACAUUAGAAAUGUAGAUUGUUGUCUGUAAAUGUGACUUCAAAAUUAGGAGCAUACCGAAACCAAAGUUUUAAUGCAAAUGUUUUUUAACAAGAAAAGUAAUUUUUAAAUUUUUUUUAAAGCCUUAGUCAAUAAAAGAAUUGUCGGUAUUUACUGCUGCUGAGUUGAUUUGGAGAAAAGCGGUUCAUGGAAAGAUUAAACACCUUUGCCCUGGUUUGAGGAUUAUGACCUAACAGUAUGUAUCUUGUAGUCCUUCAGUAAAGCUAGCCUGCAGACUUACAUUCCUGGAACUUAGAAAAAUUUGCUCUUAAGAAGGAGAUAAGUGAUCACUUUAUGGGUCAGAUUAUGUCUGAUUUAAAGCACUUUGAGAGAGAGAGUAAAGAAAAAUCAGAUAAUUAUAGCAGGAGUUUUUGGACAAGCAGUUCUUUAGGCUGGUGCCUGCUGGAAAACAAAGUAUUAACCAGAUCAGGAGUUUUUACAUUCUUAUUUAUCUGUUAUAGUAUAACAAAUACAUCUGGUUUAUAUACUAAACCAGCUGGCUUACUGUAAAAUUUGGUUUACUACCUUGAUUGUAUUAAAUGAUGGUUUUCAUUUCAAACAAAAAAAAUAGGAUACAACAGCAUGGAAAAAUGUUUCUAUUCAUAAUACCAUUACAAAUUUCACUAAAAAUAAUAAAUAGUACUGUUCUCUGCAUUGCUUAGAAUUGAUGUGAUAUAAAAUGCACAUGCUGCAUUUUAUAGAUAGGCAGUUCUUUGGUUUAUUUGGGUUUCAGUUUGUUUAAUUGAGAGAGAGAAGAUUCUAGAAUCAGGGAAAACCUGUACCGAGAGUUUGUCAUGUUGAAGAUGUUUACAGUUUGUAUAAAGUUAAAUAAUUUAAUACAGUGAGUGAAAGAUCCUUGCUUAUGCUGUAUGGGAAUUGCCAAAAAGUAAUAAAUUGGUUUAUUUGUGGCAAAUGUU